Syngnathus acus (greater pipefish) is the source of this 1640-nucleotide messenger RNA. RefSeq names its product interferon-induced protein with tetratricopeptide repeats 1-like. Lineage: Eukaryota; Metazoa; Chordata; Actinopteri; Syngnathiformes; Syngnathidae. Bases 1 to 1386 code for a protein of 461 amino acids. The record is from RefSeq and is a predicted model, not a curated record. Gene Ontology annotation, biological process: defense response to virus. The transcript is spliced from 2 exons. Gene Ontology annotation, molecular function: protein binding. Gene Ontology annotation, cellular component: cytosol.
AUGGUUGUAUCAAGUGCAGAAAUCGCCCGCUCGCUAGAACAAUCAAACGAGUCACCGUACACUUUCAGUGCCAAACGGACUCAAACGACAUGGAAGACCGAGCUGGAGAGCCUGCAAUGUCACUUCACGUGGAAGCUGAACCUCCAAAGAUCCAAACUUUUCCUCCUCCGAGAUCAACUGGAAGAUAUUGGCGUCGUGGAGGGAUACAAGUGGCUGGGACAUAUUUACAACUUGCAGGGUUACGUACGCUACCGGCUCGGGAGUAGCAAAGACGCCUUGGCUUUCUUCAGCAUGGCUGCGGAGGCAUUGCGUCAGAUGAGAAAUACUGUCUCGGAGGAGGGCCCGUGGCUGGCGGUCAACUACGGGAACUUGGCUUGGCUGCACUACCGCAUGGGAGAAGCGACGCAAUGUCAGACUUACCUGUCCAAGGUUGACAACCUUCGGACUGAAUAUCCUUCACCGUGUCCGGAGGAACUCCACCCCGAGAUCUGCGCUGAAAAAGCCUGGGCUCUGAUGAAAUUUGGCAAAGACAAUACACUUGUGGCGCUGCAAUAUUUUCAGAGGGCCAUCAGGAUGCAGCCUGACAUGAUCGAGUGGCACUCCAGUCACGUGCUAGCGUUAGCGAGCACGUCCAAGCUAUAUCAAAGCGGACUCGACGGGAACGCUUUUGAAAAACUGAAAGUAGCUAAAAAACACGACCCCAAUAACCUGUACCUUGCGACAAUUUACCUGGCCGCUUGUGCCGCUCGAGGAAGAAGAAUUGAAGGGGAAGCGCGGCAAUUGGCCAAGGAGAUUCUGAAAAAGCCCGUCAGCAGCUACAGCGGCAUUAAACCGUUACUCAAAGUGUUCAGGGUGUAUUUAUCAAUGGACGAAGCUCUCGACUUGGCAGAAGAAGCUCUGGAAAGACAUCCGGGAGAACGCUAUCUUAAGAGGUGUGCUGCAAUCUGCUACAAAAAGAAGGUUUUCUCACACAGGGACAUUUUGCCGGAACCAGCGCUGGUCGACAGGGCCGUCGGUCUCUAUCGAGAAGUGAUUCUUCUCUACCGUCAAUCUUCGCUCAAGAGAAAAUUAACUCUGGCAAAUCUAUAUGUAAAAUCGACUCACGAGCAAGCUAAAGCCGCUGAGAUAUUUGAGGAACUCCUUCUCCAUCAGGGUGAGCAGGAACCCGGAGACAGACAGAUGCUUUAUAACUACUAUGCAAAAUAUUUACAGUCCGCCCAGAGGGAGAGAUACAAGUCAAUAGAAUAUUACAUGAGGGCAGCAGCUAUACAACAUCCAUCUGUCUAUCGCGUAAACAGCAUUCAAAUCCUGGAGAAAAUCAGGGAAAGAGAAAGAAACAAAAUGUGCCGAGAAAUAGAAGAGUUUCUAAACAACCUGCAGGGCUGAGAAAAGAAUAGCGUGCGUAUCCUCACUGGAAGUAUGCACGUAGUUUUGGGAGUUAUUCUGUCAUUCGUAGACAGAUAUGUUUUUGAACGUUUCAUUUUCUUUGAAUGAACGUCAUGAAAUAGAAGGAAAAGUUCAACAGCAGAUUAUGAUUUGCAGAACGUGGCCACUGGGGGGCGAUAUUUAACAAACUCCGUACACGCACUGAUUGAGUCACGUUUUCGCACGGGGUGCACCCGACAUCGGGCAACCAAGCA